AUGAGGUCCUGCUCCGAGGGUGGCCCCCACGCCUGGGGACACAACGGCAUCGGUGCCGUCAUGCAAGACGUCUUUGGCUCACCCUCGGACCCCGUCUUCUGGCUCCACCACGCCUUCCUCGACCGCAACUUCCGCAUCUGGACAAACGCCAACUCUGCCCGUCUCAACACCAUCAAUGGAAACGACGUCUCGGGCCGUCCGAUUACCCUCGACACCACCCUCAACGUCUACGAUUUCCGCCCCACUGUCCGUGUAAGGGACGUCAUGGAUACCACGGCCACGACUUUGUGCUAUAGGUACAAUUACUGA
Molecule: messenger RNA, 309 nt
Organism: Plenodomus lingam JN3
Lineage: Eukaryota; Fungi; Ascomycota; Dothideomycetes; Pleosporales; Leptosphaeriaceae
Source: RefSeq, a predicted model, not a curated record